AAUAUCUGAUGGAAAUAACACACGCCAACAGUUUCACAAUAUCACCCAUUUAUCCUCAACCAUGGCUUCUUCAACUCUCUCCCCUGCACAGCUAUGCUCAAGCAGGACUGGCUUGUUCUGCUUAUCACGAGCUGCCCUUGUGAAACCAACAAGGACCCAAAUGGUCAGAAGGGACAAGGGGAUGAAGAUCGCUUGCCAGGCCACAAGCAUCCCUGCUGAUCGAGUGCCGGACAUGGGGAAGAGGCAGCUCAUGAAUCUGCUUCUGUUGGGGGCUAUUUCACUUCCCACUGGUUUCAUGUUGGUUCCUUACGCAGCUUUCUUUGUCCCUCCCGGCGGUGGAGGCGCCGGUGGCGGUACCGUUGCCAAGGAUGCCAUUGGAAAUGAUAUCAUCGCUGCUGAAUGGCUCGAGAAUCAUGGCCCUGGGGACCGAACCUUGAGUCAAGGAUUGAAGGGAGACCCGACCUACCUAGUGGUGGAGAAGGACAGAACUCUUGCAAGCUAUGGUAUAAACGCUGUAUGCACUCACCUUGGAUGUGUUGUUCCAUUCAAUCAAGCUGAGAACAAGUUCAUAUGCCCCUGCCAUGGAUCUCAGUACAACGAUCAAGGACGAGUCGUGCGAGGACCAGCCCCACUGUCCUUGGCAUUGGCUCAUGCCAAUGUGGAAGAUGGGGGAAAGGUAGUCUUUACUCCCUGGACCGAAACAGAUUUCAGAACCGGCGAUGCUCCAUGGUGGGCGUAAGCAUCCUCCGCCAUCCGUUGGUGGUUUCCGGUAUUCAAUACUUAAAUUCAGCUCAUAUGUUUUAGCAACGUUGCUAAACAUGCUGUACCAUAGAGUCUAUCCAUUUGU
Molecule: messenger RNA, 847 nt
Organism: Hibiscus syriacus
Lineage: Eukaryota; Viridiplantae; Streptophyta; Magnoliopsida; Malvales; Malvaceae
Product: cytochrome b6-f complex iron-sulfur subunit, chloroplastic-like
Exons: 5
Coding region: 62-739 (225 amino acids)
Cellular component (GO): plasma membrane
Molecular function (GO): 2 iron, 2 sulfur cluster binding
Source: RefSeq, a predicted model, not a curated record